AUGAAACAAAUAUAAGACAAGACUUAUAAAGAAUUUGCUGAUAUUAAACAUCACAUUGGUGCAUUGCAGAGUCAAUAACUUGCUGAUGAAGAACUAUCUCUUCUUUAUGAGAGAUUGAAAUAUCAAUUCACAAAUCUAAAUUAGCAAGUUGCAGUUACUUAAGCUCUAAAGCCAAGUAGUGAGACAUAGCCAAUUCAUAAGAGAUAAAAAAUAAAACGAGAUAAACCAUUGAUCUAAUAACAAGGAAAAUCAAUAGCACUUCCUAAGAUUUUGAAACAACCAUCUACAGAAUAGAGACCGAAAAAGACCAAAGGGAAAUUAAAAUCUGCUCAUAUUUAUUAGGCUAAUGUCUUAAAUAGAGAAUUGAGAUUAAACCCAUUUUCAGAUUUACCAACAAUAUUGGAUGAUGACCUAAAUAAAGGAGUCAACAAUUUGAUUUAAUCUGGUUUGAUACCAAAGGAUGUUGAUUUAGGUCCAGCAUUUAAGCGAGGAGAAGAAUUGCUUUCUAUAUCAUAAGUUUAAGUCUAGAAUCCAACAGAGAAAAGCAAGUAUUAUAACACGGGAUAUUCAGAAAAUCUAUCGAAAUACAAAGUAGCUCCAUAAAAACAAACAGCAAAAUAGAUAGCUGAUUACUCUUCGUCUUUUGUUGAGAGACAAUCUGUGCCAAGAGAGAAAAUACAGUAAGUGAAAGUAGUUAGAAAAGCUAAGUAUAUAAUAGAAAUUAAAAAUGGACAUUAUGUGCCAGAUUUUCAUUAUCAGAUCAGAAAUCUCAUGAUUUGGGGAGGAAUCAUGCAUAUUAUAAAGAAAUUAGAGAAGAUUGCAUCAGGAUAGUUGGAUGGUGAUAGGAUAGCACAAUUGGCUUAAUCUUAAUUCAAGGUUCAUUUGAUUGAGUUGUAUGAAUGCUACAUCUCAAAACCCAUAAUGGAGAGAUUAUACAUAAUAAACAAGAAGCAAUUUUCGGUUGAAAGUGCCAUAUUGAAAAUAUAGGCAACUGUCAGAAUGUUUGUGGCAUCAAGAAAGUACAGACAUUAAAAAAGGAUUGUCUAAAAGGUUAUUAGAAUUUAAAAGGAAUUCAGAUUAAAACAGACAUAUGUUUAUACAAUCAACUAAAUCAAAAAGAAUAUGGGACAAUUGAUAAGCACACUAGAGAAUAGAUAAAAGUAAUUUUUAUUAGAAGAUUUGAAUCAAAAGAGAAUCGAAAUUCACAUUCCUUCAUACUCCAUUAAAUAAUUUUAAAGAUUAUCAAUGAGUCAUUUCAAAAGUCGCGAAGGCUUACAAUUAACAAGAUUGUUUGCUUUAAAAGAUCCUAAUGUGAGUAUAAUUUACGUGUGUGCACCUUUACAAGAAGAAAUAAUGGCAUAUUUCUAUAAACUAUUAGAAGUGGCAGGUAUAAAUCCUGAAGGUAGACUAUUCUUUAUUCAUCCUGAAAAUAUUAAUAGAUUCCCAUCACAUUACUCAUUGGCAUUAUUACUAUAUCUAUCUCCAAAGGCCAUACAUUAAAUUUCUGAAUUGAUUAAAGGGUAAUUUUCAUAUAUUGUACCUAUGAGAGUAGGAAAAGAGGAAUUUUUGAUUGCAGAAUAUCUAAAAACAAAUAUAUAUUCAGGUCCUUAUGAAUUAAUAGAGAAAUACUCUAAGAAGUCUGAAGCGGUUGAACUGUUUAGAUAGUUGUCAUUUCCUGUGGCUCCAGAAUAUCAUAAAUUUGUCAGUAAAGAUGAUUUUGUAGAUAAAUUGACUGUGCUGAUUAUGAAAAAUCUGACAGUAUAAAAAUGGAUGUUUAAAAUAGACAUCGAAUUUAAUGGAAGAGGAACUGCGUGGUUUAGUUUAGAAGGAGUAAAACAAUUUAUAGAAAUCAAAAAGUUUCCUCAUAGUAUUGAAUUUAAAGUUCUUAGGGAAUUAGUCUAAACUUUAUUGCCAAUAAAAACUGUACUGGCAUUUCCUUAGAUGUUCACCUUUGAAGAAUACUUAGAGAAUUUUAUUAGAAAUGGUGGAAUAGUCGAAGCUUAUCCAAAUGCUUAUAAAGUGCAGACAAUAAAUAUCUAAGUGAAUCUCGAGAAUUAGGGAACUUAUUAGAUAUUGAACACGUCUACAAGCAUAGUAAUAAAAGAAAUGUCUAAAGUGGGUUGCAUAUAUCCUUAGAAUGUGCUCAAUUUAAAUGUGGAUUCUCUGAUAUAGCCAUUAGCAGAUGAAUUAUAUAAACAGAAUGUCUUUGGUUAUUUUACACUUUCUUUGCUAUCAUUUAAUGGAGCCUUCUAUACUAAAUCUUUGAAGUUCGGAAUGGAUGAAUAUAUUGGGGCUACAGUAUUGUCUACAGCUAUGGACACUGAUCAGUUCACAUAUAUACCGUUUGUCUAUCACCCAGGAAUAGCAGAAUAGAAAUUUAAUGAUUUAUUUAUAAAGUGUAGGAAGGAAGGAAUAUCCUUUGAUAUUGAGAAGAAGGUGGGAACAUUGAUAUGGUUAUCUGAUUAGAUUGAAAAAGGAGUGUUGUCAUUAUUAUGUUUGGGUGCACCUAAGAAGGCUGUAAAGUUGACUACUGAUGCAUUGAAUUUCUUGUAAUAAUUUGGUGGGAAUAUAAUGAAAACUAAUAGUCACUAGAAACAGGACACCUUUUACUUUAUAGAUAUAGUUAGUAGAUUAAGAUAAUUAAAUAGUGAAGCUUAAUAAUGA
Molecule: messenger RNA, 2664 nt
Organism: Paramecium tetraurelia
Lineage: Eukaryota; Ciliophora; Oligohymenophorea; Peniculida; Parameciidae
Exons: 3
Molecular function (GO): protein binding
Source: RefSeq, a predicted model, not a curated record